AUGAUGCCUAAUGCCUCGGGUGCCGUCACAGCGAAUCCCUUUGAGGAACCUGAAAGCCGUAUCAGUGAAUAUACUGCACAGGAGAUUGCCACUCUCCAAGCCCGUCUCGACAGGAAACUGGGCCCCGAAUACAUUUCCUCGCGACCGGGAGCCGGUGGACAGCGGGUCCACUAUCUCGCCGCAGACAAAUGCAUCAAUCUUGCUAAUGAGGUGUUUGGGUUUAAUGGCUGGUCCAGCUCGAUUCAAACUAUCCAGAUUGAUUUUGAUAUUGGGUACGGACACAUUGAGAACUGCAAGGGCAAGGCGGCGGCUUUCGAGAAGGCGAAGAAAGAAGGGACAACAGAUGCCCUGAAACGUGCAUUGAGGAACUUUGGCAAUGUUCUGGGAAACUGUGUCUACGACAAGGACUAUGUUUCCAAGGUCACCAAAGUCAAGGCGACGCCGGCAAAAUGGGAUGUGGAUGAUCUCCACCGUCACCCCGACUUUGCCCCCGUCAAGAAGGAACCGCCUCCACCAAGGCGAUUACUAGAAGACGACGAUCUUCCCCCUCCUCGCCCCUCUGGCCCUGCCAAUAGCGGUCACUCUGGCAGUAAUGCCAACUUUGAUGGCGAUGGGGAAUUUGGGAGUGAUCUAUUUGAUGAAGCAGACUUCGUGGUCGGCAACACAGGCAAUCCUGACGAGAUCACAAUAGAGCCUGACGUCCAAAGACAACCGCCCACGCCGAUGAACAACCCUGCCCCAAAUGGGCCUGCUCCAGGCCGGUUUAACUCUGCUGCUGUAACGCCGUCGAAGCCAGAAAGAUGGACUCCCGGGGGUGCAACAGGACGACCAGUCCCACCGAAUGGGCGGCCGAACCUAUCAGCCAUGCCAGAUCAAUCCGCUGCGCAAAGACGACCCGGGCCUGGCCCUGGCCAGGCCCAAAAUAUUCCGAAUGCUAGACCAAGCGUACCACCCAUCGCUCAAGGCAAUGCCGCUCAACCACCGAUUAAAAGAGAGUCUGCCGCUGGGGCCAACCAGGACAUGCAACCACCACAGAGCACCCCAUCUGCUGGAUUCUACUCGGCGCGAGCAGUUGACCUCCUUCGUGAUAAUCCCAACAACGUCCCUUCUGCCGCACCGCAGUUCGAUCCCCAUGCAGACAGUCCCUCGAUCCGCAAAACCGCCGGUGUCGACCACACCAAAAGUGUUCCGAUCUCCAAACCAAUGCUGGCCAGCGCCUCUCCCGCGACAAACAACUCGCGUGAUUUCGUUAACCCAGCCACUGACAUGCAGCGCCGACUCGGUGCUCCCGGUGCAGGUGGAGGAGCCGGCAGCCCGAUGAGCCGGGGCCCAUCCACCUCGUCCUAUCGUCCUCUGACCCGACCCAACAUCGACCCAAAGAAUGUGCCGAAUAACGCAGCUGCAAUUAACCGAGGAAGCGUCCCUCCCCAGAAUUUGAAUGGAAAACGACCGCCCCUGAAUGAUGUCACCAAUGCCAAUACUUCGCCCGACGCGCAACCCACUGGUCCUGUUGCUGGCCCGAAUGACCCUAAACGACCCCGUUUUGCGGAUGGUGAUUCCUCUGGUCCGCCGCAACUACCUCAGCAUCCCCCGCCGCAAUAA
Molecule: messenger RNA, 1602 nt
Organism: Penicillium alfredii
Lineage: Eukaryota; Fungi; Ascomycota; Eurotiomycetes; Eurotiales; Aspergillaceae
Product: RAD52 DNA repair protein RADC
Exons: 3
Coding region: 1-1602 (533 amino acids)
Biological process (GO): double-strand break repair via single-strand annealing; double-strand break repair via homologous recombination; mitotic recombination
Cellular component (GO): nucleus
Source: RefSeq, a predicted model, not a curated record